AUGUAUGGCUUUGAAGCCUCUCAAGAGGACGCCUUCGAUCCAAAGAAGGAAGCCAUCGCUGGCAUGAUGCUAGAGCCUAUGCCUGUAGAUAGGGUUACCAGCUUCAGCGGGAGACUACAUGGGUUUGCCCACAGAGGCGAUGCCGCUAAACCGGAAUCCUCUCUACGCGACGUGAAAGACGAACUGCCUUUAAACAAACCCGCCAACGAAACCACCGGCGAUGCACCUAAUGCGCCCGGCCCCAUCAGGAGUCCCAGGCGAGGAACGAGGACGACCACUACCACCACCACCACAUUUUCGCAGACCGCAUCAUCGACGACCCGCAACCGUAUACCCUCACGAAUAGCACGCAGCCGAGGAACCCCGAGUUCCUUGGAAGGCUCCAAACUCACCGACACGAUACCCACCAACCUGACUCUCCUUCUAGUUGGUGUGAAUCCGGGGAUCAUGACCGGGCUCACGGGGUAUUCAUACGCGCACCCAACCAACCAAUUCUGGAAACUGCUCUACUCAUCCGGGAUUACAACGAAACUUCACCCUCCAUCGGAUACCUACAAACUGCCACAACUAUACAACAUCGGCAACACAAAUGUCGUGGAACGGCCCACCCGCGACGCAAGCAUGCUUAGCAGGCAGGAGAUGCUCGACGGAGUCCCCAUCCUAGAGGCUAAGAUAAGAGACAAACGGCCGCAGGCCGUGUGUCUGGUCGGAAAGGGGAUAUGGGAAUACGUGUUCCAAGUAAAGUUCGGACGACGGAUUCGGAAAGAAGAGUUCAAAUAUGGUUGGCAAGACCCCUGGAUGAUGGGCGACGAUUCAAGCUGGGGCGGGGCGCGGAUCUUUGUCGCGACGACGACGAGUGGAGUGUGCACGGUUUUAACGCGUGCGCAGAAGGAGGUGAUCUGGGAUGAGCUGGGGGAGUGGGUGAUAGAGAAGAGGAACACUCAGGCAUUCCCCUCUUGA
Penicillium cinerascens is the source of this 960-nucleotide messenger RNA. RefSeq names its product mismatch-specific DNA-glycosylase. The record is from RefSeq and is a predicted model, not a curated record. Gene Ontology annotation, biological process: base-excision repair, AP site formation. The transcript has a single exon. Lineage: Eukaryota; Fungi; Ascomycota; Eurotiomycetes; Eurotiales; Aspergillaceae. The coding region runs from base 1 to 960 and encodes 319 amino acids. Gene Ontology annotation, molecular function: mismatch base pair DNA N-glycosylase activity.